Messenger RNA from Penicillium griseofulvum, 1386 nucleotides. RefSeq names its product chitobiosyldiphosphodolichol beta-1,4 mannosyltransferase. Gene Ontology annotation, molecular function: mannosyltransferase activity. The transcript has 3 exons. The coding region runs from base 1 to 1386 and encodes 461 amino acids. Gene Ontology annotation, cellular component: endoplasmic reticulum. NCBI's taxonomy places the organism in Eukaryota, Fungi, Ascomycota, Eurotiomycetes, Eurotiales, Aspergillaceae. The record is from RefSeq and is a predicted model, not a curated record.
AUGAUUGAGACCCUUAUCACCAUUGUGUUCUGCCUGUCUAGCACCCUCACUGUGUUGAUACUAUUGCUCCCUUCGCAAUACCAGCCAGAACAGGGAUCUGCUCCAAGAUCCAAUGACACAAAAAAGCGCAAGGCAUGUGUUCAAAUCCUUGUUCUCGGCGAUAUUGGCCGAAGCCCGCGCAUGCAGUAUCAUGCAUUGAGCAUUGCAAAACACGGCGGGGAGGUGGUGAUCAUCGGGUAUAAUGAAUCUGAUCCUCAUCCCGAUAUCAUAUCUAACCCCAACAUCUCGAUUGUUCCGCUCCGCCCGCAUCCCGCCCUCCUACAGACUAGUAACAAGCUCCUAUUUACAAUUUACGGGCCCUUGAAGGUGCUAUUCCAGAUUGCUUGUCUUUGGAAGUGUCUCGCAUAUACCACAAAACCUUCCCAAUGGCUUUUGGUUCAGAACCCGCCUUCCAUUCCUACAUUGGCUAUAGCAUCCACUGUCUGUUUCUUGCGGCAAACAAAGCUUAUUGUUGAUUGGCAUAACUUUGGAUAUUCCAUACUCGCGUUGAAACUUGGCCAAAGCCAUCCAUUGGUGAAAACGUCGACCUGGUAUGAGAAGGUAUUCUGCCAAUCUGCUACGGCUCAUUUGUGCGUUACAAACGCUAUGAAAUCCGUUCUCAAGAAGGAUUUCAAUCUUCAAGCUCCUGUUCUGCCACUGCACGACCGCCCUGCCAGUCACUUCAAUCCUAUCCUCGAUCCUAAUGCACGGACGGAGUUCCUCAUGACUUUACCAGAAACUAAAGAAUUCCAUUCUUCCUCGAAAACAGGGUCUCUCCGGGUUCUGGUCAGCUCAACCUCAUGGACUGCGGAUGAGGAUUUCUCAGUCCUCAUCGAUGCCCUUCUUCGGUACUCUGAACUGGCCACCACAACACAGCCUCACCUCCCCGAGGUUUUGGCCAUAAUAACAGGGAAAGGCCCCCAAAAAAAAAUGUACUUGGAGCAGAUUGCCGCUCUUGAAAAGACAAACAAGCUACAGAAGGUCACAAUUCGAACUGCGUGGCUGAGUGUACCAGAAUAUGCCCAACUAUUGGCAUCCGCAUCUCUAGGAGUCAGUCUACAUACUAGCAGCAGUGGGGUAGAUCUCCCCAUGAAAGUUGUAGAUAUGUUCGGGGCCGGUCUUCCUGUUGUGGGAUGGGAUCGUUUCGAAGCAUGGCCCGAGUUAGUCACCGAGGGCGUCAAUGGGUUGGGAUUUGGGAGUUCGGAGGAGUUGGCUAAGCACUUGGUCGAUCUAUUUGGUGAGAACGACAAAUUGGAGAGUCUUCGCCUAGGCGCCCAAAAAGAAAGUUCUCGGAGAUGGGACGACGAAUGGAAUCCUAUUGUGGGAAGCCUUCUCGGGUUGACAUAG